GUGCAUGAGUGCAAGCUGCGCUCAAAAAAAUCCUCUCCUACCAAACUGGAGGUGUCCAGUUUCCAUCUAUAAAAGAGAGGAAAAGUGAUAGAUCUCCAUCCUCAGUGUUUCUGUAGCUGAUCAGCCAUGCGACUGGUCAGCCUACAGCAGCGUGUGCGGCGGGCGGCGGAGCCAGAGGCUGAACCUGCCCCGGCUCCGCCCCCUCCACCUUCUCACCACUCCCACAACUUCAUGAACAUGAAGAACAAGUUCUUUAAUGAGCUCGGCCACUUACCCAACCCCAAGAUCAAGUUGCCCAUGUGGGCAAUUGGGGCCAUUGUGGUGGUGGUCCUGGCCCUGGUGGGCUGCUUGGCCUUCUGCAUCUAUAAGAAGUGUUUAGGAGGGAAGAAGAAAGCAAAGAAAGUGCGGGAGAGAAAGGGCGGACGCCGGCGGAGGAAAAAGGAGGGCGAGGGAGAGGAUGGAGCGGAGGAGGCGAAGCAAGAAGAGGGUGAGGAAAAAGAGCAGGAAUUAUUUGGUAAACUGGAGUACUCUCUGGACUACAACUUCACAGACAAUCAGCUCAUCGUUGGUAUCCUACAAGCUCAGGACCUGCCUGCUAUGGAUAUAGGUGGAACCUCUGACCCCUAUGUGAAAGUGUACAUGCUUCCUGACAAGAAGAAGAAAUUUGAGACAAAAGUCCAGCGCAAGAACCUGUGUCCCGUUUUUAACGAGACAUUCAUUUUCAAGAUCCCCUUCAAUGACCUGGCUGGACAGACUUUGGUCUUGCAGGUGUUCGACUUUGACCGCUUUGGCAAGCAUGAUGUGAUCGGUGAGAUUAAAAUAGCCAUGAACAGUAUUGACCUGGGACAGCCUAUCCAUGAGUGGAAAGACCUGGUGGGAGGAGAAAAAGAAGAGCAAGAGAAGUUGGGUGACAUCUGCAUCUCCUUACGAUACGUUCCCACCUCUGGCAAGCUCACAGUCUGUAUAAUGGAGGCCAAGAACCUGAAGAAGAUGGACGUGGGUGGUUUAUCAGAUCCAUUUGUAAAGGUGGUUCUCCAACACAACGGGAAACGUUUGAAGAAGAAGAAGACGACAGUUAAACAGAACACACUGAACCCGUACUUCAAUGAAAGCUUUAGCUUUGAAAUCCCCUUCGCUCAGAUACAGAAGAUCCAGGUGUUGAUCACAGUCUAUGACUACGAUAAGCUGGGCAGUAAUGAUGCUAUUGGAAAAUGCUGGAUUGGCUAUGGAGCCAGUGGAGUGGGUCUACGCCACUGGUCAGACAUGCUGGCCAACCCCAGGCGUCCUGUGGCCCAGUGGCACACACUCCAGCCAGAGGAGGAAGUGGAUGCAGCCCUGAAGGCUCCUAUCCGCUAAACACACACAGAACACACACCACUGCUCCCUUUAAUUGAAUAGAAUAAAAACAAUAAAACCCUGCUGAAAGUCCAGCUCAAGACCAGCUUUUGCUGGUAGCUGGUUUUAGAUGGUCUAAGCUGGUCUUUGAUGGUCUAGCUGGCUAUCUAAUUGAAGCUAGGCUAGAUAAGCUGGUUGUCAAACACCAUAGUUAUGCUGGUCAACCAGCAUGGUCAUAGUGACCAACUUUUUUGGUCUUGCUGGUCAACCAGCAUUGUCAUUAUUAGGGGUGGGAAUCAAUGGGCCUGUGAUGCGAAAUUAUCACGAUACAUUUCCUGCAAUAACAAUGACAUUACAACACUGUGAAUCUGCGAUACUCAAUAUAUUGCAAGACAAUACUCUACAACAGGGGUCGGCAAUGGGUGGCCCGCGGGCUACAUUCCUACCCGGUCACUCUGUCACGUUCAUCGUGGAGAAAUUUAGUUAGUGAAAUUGGCCACCAACUUUGGGGGCACGUAUCGAUAUUGAUAUUCGAUGACGCAUAUCGCUAAUGUAACUCAAAUAAAAGCGAUACAAUAUAUUGUGAUGUUAAUAUUUAGUCCCAUCCCUAAUCAAUACAGUCAACCAGUUUGGUCGUACAUGUCAUGAGGACAGGCUGGUCAACCAGCAUAUAUUGCAUAUAAUGGUCAUGCUGGUUAACCAAUUUGGUCAAGAUGGUCAUGCUGGUUACACUAGUCAGCUACCUUAGUCAUGCUGGUGAACCAAUAUGGUCAUGAAGAGUCAUGCCAGUUAAAGACUUACUGGUCAACCAUUUUGGUCAAUUAUCAAGGGUGGGAAUGAUAGGGCUCACAACAAUAAGAUAUUAUCACAAUAAUUGAUAUACUGCAAGACAAUUUUCAUCAAACUCAUAUAAAAUCAUACCUGUUGUUGAUAAGCUAAGCUGCUCAACCAGCUGAACCAUCUUGAUCAGAUUAAGCUGGCCAAGCAUUUUUUUCUCCUGCAAGUACUUUAAUAUGUUCAUGCAAAACAACACUUUUCAGAAGAAUACAGUUAGAGAGUGUACACUUACACACGUCACUUAAAACACUACAUAAACCUUACAAUCAUUACUAACCUCACCAUUCAAAUAGAUAUGUACGCUAAUACCUAGCCUACCUGCUAAACACACACCUGAGGACCUAGCAAUUGGGUUUACAUACCUGUCCAGAGAUGUGUUUAUCCCAGCAGAAUCUCAAUUUUAUCCUCAGGUGAACUCACGGUGCAAUCGCGCAAACCCCCACUUUACACCCGAGUCCCUUUAUUAAAGAUGUUCCUGCCGGUGUUUCUUUCACAUCCCGCUGAGUGUAACCAUGACCUGUUCUGUCUGCUGUAGAAAACACACACCCACAAGCCAUCCACACACACAGGGAGCAAUUUAAUCUAAUUCACCAUUUUCAUGAUGUUAUUCUUGGAGCAUUUUUUGCUUGUGUAUGUUCGUAAGUGCAUGAGAGGUAUGUAUAUGUGUGUGUAUUUGUUGUAUAUGAGUGAAUGGAAAGAGUAUAUGUGUUUUUGUCUAUAAAUAUAUUGUGUUGAAAUGUAUUGAAAGAGUACAACCCUGUUUUCCAUCCUUGUUCUGCACUGUGAAAUACUGACUGUAAAUACAACGAGAGGAUACAAUCUAAA
Astyanax mexicanus (Mexican tetra) is the source of this 2997-nucleotide messenger RNA. It is a transcript of the gene syt5a, whose product is annotated as synaptotagmin Va. The record is from RefSeq and is a predicted model, not a curated record. The transcript has 10 exons. NCBI's taxonomy places the organism in Eukaryota, Metazoa, Chordata, Actinopteri, Characiformes, Acestrorhamphidae. Gene Ontology annotation, cellular component: axon; synaptic vesicle membrane; dense core granule. The coding region runs from base 127 to 1356 and encodes 409 amino acids. Gene Ontology annotation, biological process: calcium ion-regulated exocytosis of neurotransmitter; regulation of dopamine secretion; regulation of calcium ion-dependent exocytosis. Gene Ontology annotation, molecular function: clathrin binding; phosphatidylserine binding; syntaxin binding.